GUCAAAAAUAACCACCGUAUAAAAGCACACUUGAAAAAUAGCAAAAAAAUUUUUUUUUUUAAAAUAUAGCCAACUUUUUACUUAUUUGGACGAAGAUACCCUUAAUGAAGAUUUUGUUUAUUUUUGUUUUUCUUCUCUAUCAAAAAGCAUGUUUUUCUUUUGGUUUGUUUUGUGGUUUUUGGUUGCUUCUUACUUUCCCUUUCGAAGCUUUCCCUCUCAACAGCUAGGGUUUCUUUCCCCUUGCCCUUUCGAAAAGCUCGAUCAGAUCACUGUAACCUGAAUCGUGACUUGCGUGUACAACUGGCACAUCAACAACAGAACCUAUUGACUCUUCAAGCACAGUCCUUUGCAGUACAUGCCUCCCCAACCCUUUCUUCAGUUACCUCUCUAUUGACUCCUCCAUCUUCUGCCCAACCAAAUGAGAAACACAAAUCCAGAUCCUCUUUCUUAGGUGGAAAUUGUUUCACUUCAGAGUCUAAGAAAAAAGGGGCUGAUGAAGCAGUUAAAUAGCUUUGCCAGACAGUGAAGGCAUUAGAAGCAGAAAUUGAGAAAAUCAAAAAAAGAUCACACUUCACAAUUAAAGAAAAAGGAUGACCUCAUUCGCAAGCUUUCGAGGAAGAAUGAAAAACCAGUGGAAGGACUACAAGGGGAGGGGGCAAAGAGGGUAGUCACAAAGGCCAGAUUGAGGUCAAAGGAGCCAAGCACAGGGGAGUUGAAGAGCCCAAGUCACCAUUUUCGGUCACCAGUCCCAACAGCUAAGAAACGAAGCUUUUGGGACAUAACAACGGCUAACAGUCCUUCAAUUGCUUCAUUAAAUGGAAGGAAAACUAGAAGCCAUGUCAUUUCUGGACCCUUUGCUGUUCCAUCCAUGCUUCUUCAGGGAUCAAAAGUCAACUUGAUCAUGACAGACUAUUGUAUGCCAGGGAUGAGUGGCUAUGAUUUACUCAAACGAGUCAAGGGAUCUUCAUGGAAAGAUGUACCAGUUGUGAUAAUGUCAUCAGAGAAUGUACCAUCCAGAAUAAACAUGUGCUUAGAAGGAGGUGCUGAGGAGUUCCUCUUAAAACCCGUUCAGUUAUCAGAUUUGAAGAAGCUUUAGCAUUACCUUCUGAAAUCCUUCCGUUCUUGUAUGUGGUCAACAUAGAAGGAAAUCAUUAUUAUGUUACUUUUCUUAUAAGCAGCAAGAUUCAUUCGUUCUUUUCGUUUUCUUUUUUACCUUUCAAUGUUAUUUUGUCCCAAUCUCUUAUUGACUAAAAUGUAUUUAGAGAGCAAGUCCUAUUAUUUCUUCUCUCCUUGUAACCUAAGCUUGUUAAUCAC
Ziziphus jujuba (common jujube) is the source of this 1314-nucleotide messenger RNA. Its product is annotated as two-component response regulator ORR4-like. The record is from RefSeq and is a predicted model, not a curated record. Bases 869 to 1096 code for a protein of 75 amino acids. Lineage: Eukaryota; Viridiplantae; Streptophyta; Magnoliopsida; Rosales; Rhamnaceae. The transcript has 4 exons. Gene Ontology annotation, biological process: cytokinin-activated signaling pathway; phosphorelay signal transduction system.